AUGCCAACUCUCGACGUGAGCGAGCUCAACAUUGUGCUUGGGAUCCUUGGGUCCUUUAUUGUGCUAUACGGCCUUAUUUCUGUCAAAAUCAAGGCUAGGUGGUAUUUAGGUGAAGCACUUCCUGCCGUGCUCAUCGGUAUCUUGUUAGGGCCUUUAGCCGCCAAGUUUAUCGACAGUGAGAGAUGGGGAUCACAAACAAAAGGACAGACGGAGGCAAUCACUCUGGGCGUCAGCCGGGUCAUGAUUGGUCUCCAACUCGUCAUUGCCGGCUAUCAACUCCCUGCCAAAUACAACCUUACGCGAUGGAAAGAAAUGGCCAUGUGCCUACUACCUAUCAUGACAAUGAUGUGGCUCUGCACGACGCUUUGCAUGCUGGCCACGGUUCCCAAAGUCACACUUCUUGCCGCGCUUGUUAUCGGCUCCUGCGUCACUUGCACCGACCCCAUCCUGUCCCAGGCCAUCGCCAAGGGGCCCUUUGCCGAUAAGUUUGUUGCCAGGCCGCUUCGGGAAAUCAUUUCCUCUGAAGCCGGUGCCAAUGACGGAUUUGGCUUUCCUUUCCUUAUGCUGGCGGUGUACUUGAUCCGCCAUGCGGAUGUCCCCGGUGUUGGAGAGCAGGAAGGCGAAACCGUGACCGUGCGCUCAGUUAUUGAAGGUGCCGGAAUGUUGCUUGGUAGAAGUGAGAAAGUUGGACGGCUGGGCGGUGGUGUUGGCGUCGCCAUGAAAGAGUGGUUCCUCGAAACCUGGCUGUACAUUGUCUUUAUGUCAGUUGUUUAUGGUGCUGUUGUUGGUUUCGCAGCAUGCAAGGGCAUCAAGUUCGCCUUGAGACGUAAAUGGAUCGAUGGAGAAUCAUAUCUUUUAUUUCCUACUGCCCUAGGCAUGUUUCUUGUCGGUACCUGCGGCGCCAUUGGAACCGACGACCUCCUCGCCUGUUUCGUAGCCGGCAACGCCCUCAACUGGGACGGAGACUACCUCGCUGAAACAGAAAGUCGUCACGAUGAAGUCAAUUCCUGUGUUGACGUGCUGCUCAACUUUGGUGGCUUCAUGUACAUUGGUUCCAUCAUGCCCUGGGACGAGUUCAACGACCCCAAUGGCACAGGCCUCACCUACGGCCGACUCAUCCUCCUCGGCUUCAUGGUUCUCAUCUUCCGCCGCAUUCCCGCCAUCUUCAUCUCCUACAAACUGAUGCCGGCCGUCGUGAGGGACUGGAAAGAGGCCUUUUUCAUGGGCUACUUCGGACCCAUUGGUGCUGGAGCCGUCUUCUACGCCGAGCAUAGUCGUCACCUGUUCCCCAAACUUGGUGAAGGUGACGAGGAAGAGACAAACUUGGCUAAGGCGAUUGGUCCCGUCGUGUAUUGGCUUGUCCUCUUUUCAAUUGUCGUUCACGGCCUGUCUAUCCCCGCCCUGAAUAUCAUCUACGUAUACAUGGGCGUGAAACCUAUUCAGGAAGAUGCCGUCGAGAUCCGGCGCAGGUCCAUUCGCCAAGCGACACCUCCCAAUGCAAUCAACGGCGACCAAGACACCUUUAUUGCGUACAAUCGCUUUAGCCGGCCUAUAUUUGAUCCCUCGCAGCUGCCAGUGUCAUUGUCCAGCAAUGAAGCGUCCACCAGCCCUCGUCCUUUGUUUGCCGAUGAUGACAAGUUACGUGAUUUUCUGGCCAGCAACGAUGUAGAGCAUCAGAAGCGGCGGGAACGGAGACGAACGAUCCGGUAUGGGAAUUAG
Molecule: messenger RNA, 1719 nt
Organism: Pochonia chlamydosporia 170
Lineage: Eukaryota; Fungi; Ascomycota; Sordariomycetes; Hypocreales; Clavicipitaceae
Product: sodium/hydrogen exchanger family domain-containing protein
Exons: 5
Coding region: 1-1719 (572 amino acids)
Biological process (GO): regulation of membrane potential; sodium ion export across plasma membrane; proton export across plasma membrane
Cellular component (GO): plasma membrane
Molecular function (GO): sodium:proton antiporter activity
Source: RefSeq, a predicted model, not a curated record